UCAUAUGCUUAUUCAAUUGUUUCUUCAUCUAAUUUUCUUGAGAGUAGCUGUAGGACAACUAGUAAUAAACCAAGAUCAAUGCUCGCCAACAAGAUGUGGCGAUUUUGGUCCGGUUAUUCGAUUCCCUUUUUAUCUGAAAAAUCGUCAGCCAACUCACUGCGGCUACCCUGGUUUCGAACUAUCUUGUACUUCAGACAAUGUUACUCAAUUCAAGCUCCAAUUUCCAGUACAGGCAUCUAUCAACAACAUUGACAUUCCGAUAUCAACUAAUGUUUCUGUUCAGGAAAUUGAUUACAAGUCACAGAAAAUAAAAUUAUCAGACCUCAAUGCUUCGUGUCUUCCCAGGCAGAUUUCAAGCAUAAACUCGUCUGCUUCGCUGUUUACCUUUGAUCCGAACGCAUAUAGUGGUGUCACUUUAUUCAAUUGUUCCUCAAACAAAACGUACUCAUCGUCUGGUCGGAUCAAUUGCCUUAGUGGACCUCAUUAUGACGUCCUUGCUUUUCGCUCUUACUAUAGUAUCUCUCAGUUUCCGUCUUCUUGUACAAAGAUGUACAACAUUUCAGAUGUUCCAAACGAGGUACUUUUUGGGCCAUCACAAUAUAGUCAAACACAGAUUUAUCUGCAUUGGUCUGAACCAUUUUGUGGGAAUUGUGAAGAUGAUGGGAAGUACUGCAAGUUGAAAUCUAAUGGUUCAGGUAGUGAAACCGAAUGUGUUGACAUUCCAAAAGAUCCUAGCAAAGGGCCAUCAAAGAGAAUUGUUGUUGCAAUUGUACUAGGUAGCGUGUUUGCCUUUGUGUUGAUCAUUCUAGCAGUCUACAAGAUUGUAAAAUUGAAACUAAAGAAAGAGGAUCAGAAAAGGAUUGAGAGGUUUUUGGAGGAGUAUAAAGCUCUGAGACCUACAAGAUACAGUUAUGCAGAUAUUAAGAAAAUCACACAGCAAUUCAAGUAUAAACUAGGUCAAGGAGGCUAUGGGAAAGUAUAUAAAGGGAAGCUAUCAAAUGAAAUUCUUGUUGCGGUUAAGGUCCUUAACAAUUUGAAGGGUGAUGGGGAAGACUUCAUCAAUGAAGUGAGCAGCAUAGGUAGAAUUCACCAUGUAAACGUUGUGCGUUUAGUUGGAUAUUGUGCUGAUGGUUACAGACGAGCUCUUGUAUAUGAAUAUCUAUCAAACGACACACUUCAAAAGAUCAUAUCAUCAGGGAAUGGAAGAGGGUCAUCACUAGGUUGGGAGAAGAUGCAACAAAUAGCUGUAGGAAUCGCGAAGGGAAUCGAGUAUCUGCAUCAAGGGUGCAAUCAACGAAUUGUUCACUUUGAUAUCAAACCACAUAAUAUCUUGCUAGACCAAGAUUUCAAUCCAAAAGUUGCGGAUUUUGGGCUGGCAAAGUUGUGCUCCAAGGACCAAAGUGCUGUGUCAAUGACUGCUGCUCGAGGCACCAUUGGCUAUAUUGCCCCUGAAGUUUUCUCCAGGAGCUAUGGAAAUGUUUCAUAUAAAGCAGAUAUUUAUAGUUUCGGUAUGUUGUUGCUUGAUAUGAUUGGUGGAAGGAACAAAUUUGAUGAUGCUGCAAAUGAGGAGAACAGUAGCAGUCAGAUUUACUACCCGGAGUGGAUGUACAAACAACUGGAGAAAGGAGAAGAAAUAACAAUCCAAAUUGAGAAUGAAGAUGAGAGCAGCAUAAUCAAGAAACUAGCAAUUGUAGGACUUUGGUGCAUUCAAUGGUAUCCAGCUGGUAGGCCAUCAAUGAAAGUUGUGAUUCAAAUGCUAGAAGGAGAAGACAUUCCCAUCAUGCCCCCUAAUCCAUUCGGUUCAAUGAAUUCGCCAAACAUGAGGACUACUGCAGAGGGAAGGCAAUUUAGCAGUGAUCUUGGAAGCAGUUUUGAAACUGGUGCAAGUUCGAAUUGAGAAGAUAUGAUGCAUAAUAGUUUUUACCACAAAGAACAGUAUUAGACUGAAGAUUAAAGAUAAUUAACACUACUAGCUAGUAUGCCCUUGGUAUAUAUUUGUAUCAAUUUGGUUGUUGUAACCUGUACUUGAUAGAACUUUGAAUAAAGUUGAUUUCUCAAACAGCAAA
Lycium ferocissimum is the source of this 2066-nucleotide messenger RNA. RefSeq names its product rust resistance kinase Lr10-like. Lineage: Eukaryota; Viridiplantae; Streptophyta; Magnoliopsida; Solanales; Solanaceae. The transcript has 2 exons. Gene Ontology annotation, molecular function: polysaccharide binding; protein kinase activity; ATP binding. Bases 5 to 1897 code for a protein of 630 amino acids. The record is from RefSeq and is a predicted model, not a curated record. Gene Ontology annotation, biological process: protein phosphorylation.